Molecule: messenger RNA, 2052 nt
Organism: Oryctolagus cuniculus (rabbit)
Lineage: Eukaryota; Metazoa; Chordata; Mammalia; Lagomorpha; Leporidae
Gene: TMEM39A
Product: transmembrane protein 39A
Biological process (GO): negative regulation of autophagosome assembly; negative regulation of autophagosome maturation
Cellular component (GO): endoplasmic reticulum membrane
Source: RefSeq, a predicted model, not a curated record
CCGCGGUAAUGGAGGCUGAGGAUGGGUGCUGACGGGGCUGGCCUCUAGUUGUAGCUUUUGCUUUGGCUCUGGUAUUGACUCGGGGUCUCAGUCUGGCAUCCUGAAUCCUGGACACCUUUCUUGACUUUCCAGGAAGGGACAGCCUGCAGACAAGCAGCUCGUUUGGGGCACUCAACGCGGGGUGUGAGUUUUAUUACUUGGGGUCCAGCCUGUAAAGCCGCCGCCUCCUCCCAGGGAUCCCGCCCCACUGGCCGGGACCUCCUCCAUGCAGUUGAAAGAUUGACAACCAUUAACUUGGGUUGCAACCACAGGUGACACUGGAAGCACACUGGUUCCCGGACAUGCCCGGUGGAAGGAGGGGCCCCAGUCGGCAGCAGCUAAGACGUUCAGCUUUGCCAUCUUUACAGACGUUGGUUGGUGGAGGCUGUGGCAAUGGAACAGGCUUGAGAAACAGGAAUGGUAGUGCAAUUGGCCUUCCGGUCCCACCUAUCACAGCAUCAAUCACACCAGGUCCUGUUCGUCAUUGCCAAAUUCCCGACUUGCCUGUCGAUGGGAGUCUGCUCUUUGAAUUUCUUUUUUUUAUCUACCUGUUGGUUGCUCUGUUCAUUCAGUACAUCAACAUUUAUAAAACGGUGUGGUGGUAUCCUUACAACCAUCCUGCUUCUUGUACUUCACUGAACUUCCAUCUCAUUGAUUAUCACCUGGCUGCAUUCAUCACAGUGAUGCUUGCAAGGAGGCUUGUAUGGGCCCUUAUCUCAGAGGCCACUAAGGUGGGUGCAGCAUCUAUGAUUCACUACAUGGUCCUGAUAUCAGCUCGCUUGGUGCUACUCACAUUGUGUGGAUGGGUGCUCUGUUGGACCCUUGUCAGUCUCUUUCGCAGCCAUUCAGUCCUCAAUCUCCUUUUCCUUGGCUACCCGUUUGGUGUUUAUGUUCCUCUUUGCUGUUUCCACCAAGAUAGUAGAGCUCAUCUUCUUCUCACGGACUAUAACUAUGUGGUUCAGCACCAGGCGGUAGAGGAAAGUGCCUCGAGUGUGGGUGGCUUACCGAAAUCCAAAGACUUCCUCCUCUUACUGCUGGAGACCCUAAAAGAACAAUUUAAUAAUGCCACGCCCAUCCCCACCCACAGCUGUCCGCUCUCUCCAGACCUCAUUCGCAAUGAAGUAGAAUGUCUGAAAGCAGAUUUCAAUCACAGAAUCAAGGAAGUUCUCUUCAACUCUCUCUUCAGUGCCUACUAUGUUGCGUUUCUUCCCCUGUGUUUCGUGAAGAGUACCCAGUACUACGACAUGCGCUGGUCAUGUGAGCACCUCAUUAUGGUGUGGAUCAAUGCCUUCGUGAUGCUUACCACACAGCUGCUGCCAUCCAAAUACUGUGAUUUGCUGCAUAAAUCAGCUGCUCACCUGGGCAAGUGGCAGAAGCUCAAACAUGGGUCCUACAGCAAUGCUCCACAGCACAUUUGGUCAGAAAAUACAAUAUGGCCUCAGGGGGUGUUGGUGCGGCACAGCAGAUGUUUAUACAGAGCCAUGGGACCUUACAACGUGGCAGUGCCUUCAGAUGUCUCCCAUGCCCGUUUUUAUUUUCUCUUUCAUCGUCCAUUAAGGCUGUUAAACCUGCUUAUCCUUAUUGAGGGCAGUGUUGUCUUCUACCAGCUGUAUUCCUUGUUGCGGUCGGAGAAGUGGAACCACACCCUGUCCAUGGCUCUCAUCCUCUUCUGCAACUACUAUGUUUUAUUUAAGCUCCUCCGGGACAGAAUAGUGUUAGGCAGAGCAUACUCCUACCCACUCAACAAUUAUGAACUGAAGGCAAACUAAGCUGCCUCUCAACAAUGAGGGAAAACCCAGAUAAAAAUAUUUUCGUACGUUCUAUUUUUUUCUUGCAAUUUUUAUAAAUAUUUAAGAUAUUUUAUAUUUUGUAUACUAUUAUGUUUUGAAAGUUGGGAAGGGUAAAGGAUAUUAAAUGUAUCCAUAAACAAGGUGAUGUGAUCUUUCAUGUGUUAGUAUAUUUGAAUGAUACACAUAUGAGAUGAAUGCCUCUCCAGUAAAGAGAUUGAUUUGU